This is a messenger RNA of Lepus europaeus (European hare), 4228 nucleotides long. Its product is annotated as fibronectin type III domain containing protein 3C1-like. The coding region runs from base 76 to 4191 and encodes 1371 amino acids. Lineage: Eukaryota; Metazoa; Chordata; Mammalia; Lagomorpha; Leporidae. Gene Ontology annotation, molecular function: protein binding. The record is from RefSeq and is a predicted model, not a curated record. The transcript is spliced from 26 exons.
GCCAGGGGCCGAGUUCGCCUGUUGCUGGGAUGCUGAUGGAUAGGGUUACACGGCUGCUGGGGCCCGCUUGAGGAGAUGGAGAGUUAUCAAGUGAACACUACCACUGCAACCCAGUACACCACUAAUUACUCACAAAUGAUGAGUUAUCCCAAGAGGUAUACCAGAUGGCCUUCCUUUCCACAAUAUUGGAUACAACAAAUUAUAUUGGUGCAAGUUAACCCUGGGGAGACUCUCACUAUCAAGUCUAAUGAUGGGAACAUUCAGAAUAUACAAGGGCCUGCUGAUGUGCCUCUGAUGUCACCAAGUGGUAUUUUGCCACCUAUAUAUCUUCCUCCUGGUUACAUGUCUCAGGUGGUAGAAGAAAAUGGGAUUCGCAAAAUUAUCAUUGUGCCUCAGACAAUUGACUGUCAUGUGUCCAUGCCUGCUUCAGUACCACAGUUCAUACUACCAUUCUCUCCUGUGUAUCCACAAGCCCCUGAAUUGAUGUAUUCCUCAAAUCAAGGAGAAUUUCCACCACCUUACAUCCAACAGCCAGGGCCACAGCAGCUGAUGCCACCACCACCACCACCGCUGCCGCCACCACCACCAGCAGCAUUUAUGUACCAACAAAAUCAUGCAACCUAUUCCCAGGAAAGACGAAAUUAUAACCAACCUGAUGAAAGGGCUACUAGAAUGAGAGAACAUAUGAGGACAAAACCAAGACAACGUCAAGUUGGUGGACACAAGAGUAACCAUGUGUUUAACAACAACUCCUUGCUUGUAAACAAAACUUAUGGUUUUUCUAAUGUUUUUGAUACUCCAAGCACUUAUAUAAUGAACUGUACUCCAGACACCUACAUUGCAGACAAUCCCUUGAGCGUUUACAAUGCAGACAAUGGUCCAAGAACCUACACUGGUGACAAUACUCCGAGUACCUCCCACAUGGACAGUGUUCAAUGCACCUACACUGUUGAAAGUACUUUAUGCACCUACACUGUGAACAAUACAUUGAGCAGUUAUGCUGUGGAUAAUACUUCAAGUACUUACACAAUUGAAUACCCUCCAAGCACCUACACCACUGACAAAAUUCCCAACAAUUCUUCUACUGCUCACAUCCCUAGCACUUCCACCUCAGAUGCUAUUCAGUGCCUUGCAGCCAGUGAUAGUGUUCCAGGACCUUCUGGCAUUAAUAAUGUUCCCAAGACUAACACGAAUGACAAAACUCCCAGAACAUCAACUAUUGACAAUAUUCCAAGCUCUUCUACUACUGACAGUGCUCCAAACACUUCUAUCUCAGAAAAUAUCCAAAGCACUUGUGCUAUUGGCAGUGUUCCCAGUACUUCCAAUACUGCCUAUGCUCAAAUUGAGACUAAUCACAAAAAUAAAUGGAGCACUAUGACAGUCAGCGACAUCAAACAGAAAUCAGGAGGAAAACAAAACAAGAGCCCAUCCUCAAAUGCAAAGGAAAAAGAAGAUGGGAAGUCAUGCUGUUUCAAUAUUGAGAAACCUGUGGUCUCUGAUAUUCAAACAAGAUCUGCAAUAAUUUCAUGGAAUUUGCAUGACUCUGAGAAAUACCAUCAGACUGAACCUCCUGUAACAUUUGAGUUAGCAAUUUCAAACAGUGGUAAAGACGGAAAAUAUGAAAACAUAUAUAUUGGAAAUGGACUUACAUUUACCCUACUUGAUCUACAGCCAUCCAUGGACUAUUUCUUAAGAGUUACUACCAUCAGAGAUUCACAACAAAGAACUGUGUCUGAAGUGGUUAGCUUCUCAACACCAGGUUGCGAACCGGACCCUCCACUUCCACCCACACUGAUUAACAGAUCCAAGAGCAGCCUGAAUUUACAAUGGAAUGGUUCCAACGAUAAUGGUUCUAAAAUAAACAGCUUCCUUUUGGAAUGGGAUGAGGGCAAAGGGGAAGACUUCAAAAGUUGUUAUACGGGCACUAUGAAACAGCACAAGAUCCUUAAACUGAGUGCCUCUACAAAGUAUUCAUUCAGAUUAGCUGCCAAAAAUAACUUUGGCUUGAGUGAUUUCAGUGAAAUAGCAGUCUUCCAUACAUCAGGAAUGAUGCCUCCAGCACCAUCACCUCCCAAGCUGAAAGCAGCAGGAAUCUGUAAUUUGUCACUAGAAUGGUGUGCCCCAACUAACACAAACCCAAAUCUCAGUCUUACUUAUGUUCUAGAAAUGGAGGAAGUAGGAUCCGGAUUAGGCUUUAAACCUAAAUACAAUGGAGAAGACCUCUCAUGUACUGUAAGAAAUCUUCAGAGAAGUACUACAUACAAAUUUAGGAUCUUUGCCUACAAUAUGGAAGGAAGAAGUAACUCCAGUGGAGAAGUGAAAUUUACUACCUGUCCAGAUAAACCUGGAUCCCCUACAAAACCAUAUAUAAAGGGAAAGAUCCAUGCACACAGAGUAAAAAUUGGAUGGGAACCACCUACAGAUAAUGGUGGAACACACAUUUCAAGUUACAGUUUAGAAGUUAGUGAAAAUUUAGAUGUGAAUCUCUGGAAUAUAGUCUACACUGGCAACACAAGGGAAUUUCUGUAUAAUAAACUGCAACCUGGAACUACAUAUAAUCUGAGAGUUUUUUGCACUUCACCUGUAGGCCAAAGCCAGCCUUCAGAUAUAUUGACUAUUCAAACACCUACUCUUUCUCCUGCAUAUUGCCAACCUCCACCUUUAAAUGAUAAAACGAAGUCCACAGAAACCAAUCUCCAAUGCGAAAAGUCUCCUGCUGAUAUAAACUUUGACACACUUAUACAUGUCAAAAAGACAGAAAAUGACCAAGAAGACACACCAGGACAUCAUGGCUCUGAAGUGAGAUGCACACUUGGAUCUCAGUCAAUGAAGUGUGAGACUUUACCAGUCCCAACUCCUCCUUCUCAAUGGAAUACACCUGUGAUAACCUGCAAAGGACCAACCUGUGUUGUUGUUAGUUGGGGAAUUCCUGAAUGCAAUGGCGCUGAAAUCACUGACUACCGACUAGAAUGGGGACAAAUUGAAGAAUCAAUGCAUUUGAUUUACACCGGCCCUUGUCUGAGUUACAAAGUGAAAGGUCUCAUUCCUGGAACUACAUAUUUCUGCAGAGUCCAGGCUGUCAAUACAGUUGGAGUUGGAAUGUUUGGAAUAACUGGUGUAGUAACCACACCAGCAACUGUACCAGCAGUGGUACCAAUGCUACAUGAAGUUGAGAAGAAAGUUUCUACCAAAUUGGCAUCAUCUUGCAUUGCAAUUCAAUGGGAGGAACCAGACUGCCAUGGUUCUCCAAUCACUGGAUAUAACAUUGAAUAUGGAGACAGAAAAAUUUUGACUAUUGGUAGGAAAACAGAAUGUGUUCUGAAAAAUCUACAGCCUGACACCAUAUACAAAAUCAGAAUCCAAGCCAUCAAUCACUAUGGAUUAAGCCCUUUUAGUCGGCCAUUAAGAACCAAAACUAAGCCAUUACCACUUGAACCUCCACAACUUGAUUGUGUGGCCUAUGGACACCAAAGCCUCAAACUAAAAUGGGGCUACUCUUCAGCUAAAGGUUUACUUUCCAACCUUAUAAACUACAACUUGUUCAUGUAUAGCCGAUCUGGCAGAUUUUCUGUCAUUUACCAUGGGCCUUCUCAGACUCACAAAGUGCAAAGAUUGGGUGAAUAUACUCAGUACAAAUUUAAAAUCCAAGCAUGUAAUGAAGCUGGUGAGGGACCACUGUCCCGCAUCUAUACUUUCAAGACAACCAAAACACCACCAGCCAUACUUAAAGCACCUAAAUUACAUCAACUGAAUAACAACAUUUGCAAGAUCAAAUGGGAGUCUUUGAAGCCAAUAAAAGGAGAUCCUAUUAUUUACAAUCUUCAACUCAUCAGUGAUCAAGGAACUAACUUGAUUUACAAAGGACCGAACACUUCAUUCUCCUUUUCCAACUUUCUCUCAAAUACACGUUAUCGCUUCAAGGUUUGUGCUGGACGCCAAUAUAAAAUCUCUACCGGAAUACAAGAGAUCUGGGGCCCAUAUAGCCCCAGUACUCUUUUUUCAACUCAUAAGCCAAAUCCAAGGGCUGGCAGAGGUGAUAAAGGAAACAAAGGCAGUGGCCCUAAUGAACAAAAAGGUGAAAAGUCCGGGAUGGAGAUAAAUGACAACAUAUUUGUUCUGAUCCUCAUGGUGGGAUUUGCACUUACUGCCAUUCUGUGUGCUGUGGUGAUCCAGAGCUUCUUGAUCAAGUAGUCUACCUUUGUACUUUUCCGCCAUCUUAUUACAUCAA